Molecule: messenger RNA, 1493 nt
Organism: Striga asiatica
Lineage: Eukaryota; Viridiplantae; Streptophyta; Magnoliopsida; Lamiales; Orobanchaceae
Source: the annotation of a GenBank genome assembly
CUCGACUCGACUCGACUCGACUCGUUUGUCGUGGCAAGCCUAACAUAUACAUGAUGUAACUCCACCUUCUCUCUCACCAAAACCCGUACCCAGACGCAAAAACCCCCCAAACUCUUUGACCUCAACCCCUCAACAAUGGCGCUCAUCCCACGCCCGGACCCUUCCGCCACUCAAAUCCACAAGCUCCCGCAGUACACGUACAUCGACGCCCUCCGGUGGCUGCCGCACCUCUCCACAUUCACCCGCCACAUCCUCCUCGCCGCCUACGACGCCGACACCUCCACCCCUUCCCUCCAAACCCUUGCCUUCUCCCCUUCCCAAAAUGAUCCUUCCCUCACCCCACAAGCCUCCGCCACCGCCCCUUCUAGAAUCGCCUCCUUGAAAAUCUCCUCCUCCCCCUUAACCCCCUCCAAACCCCUGGUCGCCGCCGCCACCUUUUCCGGCACGGUCCUCUUCUACUCCGCAGAUUUGAUAAACGGGUCCUUGGAUUGCGAGUUCUCGGUGCCGGAAAAGGGUUUUCAUUCGGGCGCCGUAUCGGGGAUUGAUUUGAACGAGAAUGGGUCGGAGUGUGUGAGCGUUGGGGAGGAUGGGAGGGUCAAUUUGGUCAAUUUGUCUUCCAAGGUUGGUUUCAAGAGGGUUUUUGACAGUAAUGGUUUGGUUUCGUACAGUGCGGUUAAGUGGGCUUCGCCUGUGGAGUUUGUGACUGGUGCUUUUGGAUUCGGUCUUCAUUGGUGGGAUCAGAGGAAGUCGGGUGGACCAGUGGCUUUGUUUAAGAACAAUUGUUGUAGAUUAGCAUUCUUGAUUAUUGCUUAUGGAUUAGAAAGGACGAGAGAAUCAGCUUCAGGCAUUGUUCACUCCAUUGACAUUCAUCCAUCACGAAAACACACGUGCCUUGCAGGAGGCUCUUCUGGUGUAGUAUUUGCUUGGGACACUCGUUGGCCAAAACAGCCGGUUUUGCUAUCCGGGGUCGGUUUUAGUGAUACAAAUGCAAAUUCGAUAGUGGAAAGUGAUAUUUGGGAAGUCCAGUAUGACAACUAUACACAUUCCUCAAAGAUUGUUAACUCAUCAUCUUCUUCUUCUCGGAUUCUGCCUGCUAUGAUUUGUUCAGAGGAUGGGAUCCUUGCCGUAAUCGAGCAAGGUGAAGAACCAAUAGAGCUAUUGGCCGAGCCUUGUGCAAUAAAUAGCUUUGAUAUCGACAGACAAAACCCGUCGGAUGUGAUAUGCAGUUUGGAGUGGGAAUCCAUAGCCAUCUUGACUAGGUCGUAAAGUUGUUGAGGAAAAGGAAAUUCAUUAUGUGGUCCAACUCAAAUUCAAACUUAGGAUUUACCGCUUGUUUUGUUUUAUCAAUAUAAUUUAUACACCUGACAUGAACAUAAGUCAGAUGGCUUGAAUAUGUAUGAUGAAUGUAUGAAAUCGUUUGGGUCAUUGUGUUCAUACUUCAAUGGAUCAUUUAAAUUUACUGUCAGUUGCAAUCAUAUCCUUUUACAGAAAGA